AUGAAUGAGAAAGGUUUGACUGGUUUAGCUAGGGAGUAUCAUGAUCUUGAUCAUAGUGGUCCCGUCUCGGCGGCUCACACGGCAUUUACUAUGAACAUGAUGAAAAAUAGGUAUUCUGAUGUUUUGUGUAUCGACGAGACCAGAGUACCUUUGAAACUUGGAACUCGCAGUGGUGAUGAUUACAUUCACGCCAAUUACGUUAAUUUUCCUGAAUUGAAGAAUAAAUUUAUAUGCACUCAGGGGCCCUUACCGACGACUCGUAAUGACUUCUGGUCUAUGGUUUUUCAAGAAAGAGCAGAAACAAUACUGAUGCUGUGCAGGCCUAAUGAGGAAGGGAAGUUGAAGUGCGCUGUUUACUGGCCUGAUAGCGGUGAGAAGUUGGAGCUGGAUACUGUAACUGUAGAAAAUAUUGGUGAAGAAGAAACGGACUUCAACACAGUUUUAUUCAGAGUGUCUCUUAAUGAUAGCGCCAAAGCUAACUGUACUAUAAAUACCGAACCUUUGGUGGUCAAGCAGCAUAGAUGGGACAAGUGGCCAGAUAGGGGUAUACCGAGCCACGAAAUUGCCAUGGUACCUUUAAAACUGCUGUCUUACGUGAGGAAUACACAAGCGCCCUGCAUUGUUCAUUGUUCCGCUGGGAUCGGAAGAACUGGUACUGUUAUUGCUAUUGAAAUGGGUAUUCAACGACAGUUUUGUUUUCUGUAUUUUAAGAUUGUCAAAGACCUAAGGAAACAAAGAGCUCAAUGUAUACAAACUGAAGUUCAGUAUCUUUAUUUUGGACGUGUGUUAGUUGAAUAUGCAGUGUCGCAAAAUUUAUUGAAAGACGAUGCUAAGUCCGCUGCUGAUAAUUUCCUUAAAGAAUAUGAUUCACAAAGAAAAGAGCAAAUGAUAUUGUGUUAA
Messenger RNA from Enterobius vermicularis (human pinworm), 900 nucleotides. The record is from the annotation of a GenBank genome assembly. Lineage: Eukaryota; Metazoa; Nematoda; Chromadorea; Rhabditida; Oxyuridae.